ACCCUUAUCAGUGUUUCUUGUUAAUUCUAUGGUUUGUUUUUGUAUUUUUGGAAAGUGAUGUAGUAAUUAACAAAUAAAUAAAUGAAUGGUCAUUUGCUGUUAUUAAAGUAUAUAUUUUAAAAAUUACGAAUUUUCUGAUGCAAGUAUUGAUUAUUGUAAGCUAUGCCGAUUAUUCUAGGUUAAGAUAUCUAAUUUGAAGGUUAUGAGGUCAAAAUUAUUCUUAGUGUAUUUAAGUGAAUAUUGUUGCACUAAAGCUGGAGACUGAAUGAUCUGCUCUUCCCGACCGCUAUCCGUUUGUCCAUCAACAACCGAUAGUUGCAUCAUUAGUCCGUUCUUAACAUUUUCCACUUAGAUGGUGUCAACUGACUGGAAGGCUUAAAUUUAGGGGGAAAUGGUGUCUUUUAAAGGUUUUUUGUUUGAUUAUACUGUAAUUACGGAUCAUUAAAUUAAUUAUCCUCGCUCUAUUACUAAUCUCAAUUAAUUUUUAAGCUAAGCAUAAAUUACAAUUGCCCAUAAUCUUUGUCUGUCCGGAAUCUGUCUGUUGAUUACGUGACUGAUCGUGGUGGCAUGAUCCUGUAAAUAUUGAUCAUGUGGUACAUAAUUCUUUUUUUUUUUUGUUUUUUUUAAUUUAGUACGUCGAAUGUUCCUGCACGUUAAAAACUUGUCAUGUUACAAUGAAGUUGUAAGUUGAAUACAAAAAUUUUUUGCUUUUUAUUCAUCUUGAGAUCAUAAUUUAUUAUUAUAUCUCAAGAUUUCUUCGUGCAGGAUCUUUUGUCAUACUAAAUUAAAAUACCAAGCAUCAUUUACCACAGGAUCAAAAUGUAAUAUUAAGCCAUCAUAUUCAAGGGACAAACUUGGAUAAGUGAUAUGGAACUUUUACCAUUCAAUUGUCUAGAAUACAGGUCUGUGAAGUUAGUAUUUGUUCUUUCCGAUGUUUUGAAUGAUAACAUUGCUCUUGUUAAAACGUCUGUCCGAACAGUACAUUAACGACAAUGAAAUUUUCCAAGCAUAUGUUAUACAAUACAUAAAGGAACAUAAACUGAUUUGGAAAAAUAUAUUUUUUAUGAACCGAUGAACUCAUGCUGUAAAUCUCUUGGCUAGAUUUGUAACGUUGACAGACGGAAAGAAUGUCUUGGAUCCGAAUGUAGGACGAAUGUGAUGGGCAAUUGUAAUUCUGGUUUUACCAUACGUAAGAUAUUACACAUUUUUGUCAGUCAAUUUUUAGUUGAAAUAUCUUUAACACAUGUUUGAAUGCAAGUUAAAAACAUAAUAUGGAAGGUCAUUCCUUGCGAGAUCAUCCAGCUAAUAUAUACAUUGUCUACCUCACCAUCUCAGAUUUGGAUGAAAUUUGCUGCAGAAUCCUAGAAGUUUUUUCUGUGUAACACCUGUUUGUCUUGUGGUAGCCGUACGAAUGUAGUGUUGGUUUCCACGGAGUGCCAAAGCCAGAAAAGCAUGCGACCGCUUACCGUCGACGACUCCACGGACAGCGAGGUACCGGAGACUCUGGAGGUUCUUUUUCAGUCUGUGUUGGAAGACCACUGCGAUGACGAAGACAGAACAAAGGUUGACCACGUGUUUGUGGUAUUGCUGUGCACGCUCAUGAUGGAGUGUGGGUUCUCACUGAAAGAGUCAUGGGACAGCGCAGAGGAGGAUGGGUAUCUGGCGAGCUUCGAUGUACGUCGCUUGAGGAGCGUGCAAAGAAUGCCGAGGGACUGGUGGUCAAGGGAGAAGAGCUCAUAUGAGCUCAGGUUCGUGUUGCCGGUGCUCGAGUGUCGUUGCCUCCUUGUGGCGCUGCGCUUGCCAUUUGCGCUGUGCGUGAGCGCAGUGGUCCCUGGUGAGACGAGGCUUGACCGUGUGGUGUGGUACCCAGACGUGCGUCGGUACGUGAGGUCUGGUGGCGGGCCGUACGCGGACCUGAAGAGGUUGAGCCGGGAGUUCAAAAACUGUGUGGCGGUCCCCAUCCGUGGCCGGCUGCUGCGGGACAGAGGCCUGCCAGACGUGCAUCUGGCCAGCCUGCCCGUCGAGAUAUUACUGACGGUCGCCAACCUCCUGGACUACAGGAGCCUGGCCAUUCUCUCCCAGACCUGUCGCAGACUGUACGAUGUUCUCCAGGACGACAGUCUUUGGAAGCCGCUGUGCCUCGAGAGGUUCCGGGCAGAGGUGGCCAGCAGCACCCACGAACAGUUGAAGAAGAACUGGUUUGCCGUGUUCCGUGCACUCAAGGAGAGGCGCGAGGGAAGGCCACUUUACAGUUUCACAGGCUUUGAGGAAAAUAGAUAUCGUGCAUUAACUGAAAUAUGAUUAAUGUAUGUCUGUUAAUUAUAUUUUUUUAAAAUCUUGUGACUUCAUCUUUAAUUAAAAUUUCUAAAGGUUCCUUAAUUUUUGUAUUUGUUCACUUCUUUUGUAUUGUUUAUUUAUUUGAGAACUAAACAUGUGUAAUGUAUAAUGUUACCACAAAAUAAAAUAAAAAAUGGGUGAGAAAAAUUUGUACUUCAGUGUCCUUGGUAGGUGUAAUUUUACAAUAUUUUAAUUUAAUUGGUAAAUACAAACAAGUUUUUUUCAGUUGAUAUUAACCAAAUGAUUUCAGUGACACCAAUAAUUUGCGCCUGCAUACAGACAGAAUGAAGAGCCUAAUUAUAUUUUAAGGUAAUGUGGAUAGUGUUCAAAGAUGCAUACCUCAAGCUCUUAAUUCAUAGCCCAGACUGUUGGUCUGGUUAUUUUACACUAGGUGAACUCUGUCUAAGAAAGAUGUAUCACUUUGUGACAGCUCACUGUCUGUUGAAAGAAUGAUAUAAUUGAUGCAAGAAAUCUCACCUGGUUCAUUUAAUCUAUAAAGAGAAAUAAAAAGUUUUCAUAGAAAGCAAUUUUUAGAUGCAUUUAUAUUGCAAUAUGGUUUUCCCUUCCUAAAAAUUAAUUGUAUGUGAAAAUUAGAAUUUCCUUAUAUUUAACAACAAACCUUGAAAGUAAUAAACUACUGGUAAACUAUACGUAAAAUAUUAGAAGGUUCCCUCAGAGAAUAAGCAGAAAACAUAUCAGAUAGGAUAAUUGAAUGUAUGUAUGUGUGUGUGUGUGUGUGUAUAUAUAUACACACACACAUAUAGACACACACACACACACACACAAAUUACUUUGUUCCAAAAACACUUUUAAUCUUGGUUCCAUUUCUAGGAUAUGAGAUAUGACAACAGUGGCGUGUGGUGGAGUUAUUGUGUGGGUAAGCUGUCUCACCCAUCCCGACCUUAAGGCUGGGGUCCGGGGGCCCUCCCCUGGAAAAAUUUGGAUUUCUAGGUGCGAAUUGGGGCUAUUUUUGCAGUUUUCCUGGUAGAAAUAUAAAAUGCACUUGGCCAGCAAAAACGUUUUCCAAGUAAUGGGCACUCAUUUUUCGAAUAUAAAUUACAAUUAAAAUGUCUAACAAAAGAUUUUCCUGUUGUUUUUAUGUCUAAAUCAGGAGUCUGUCUCCCCACUGCCAAACGCUUUUUUUAUCUUCAAAAGAAAAAGAAUUAAAAUCAGUACUCAAAAAAUUGCAAACAACGCCGUGGCUGUGUUCUUGGCUGGGGCCGGGUUGAGAGUCCUGCUCCAUCCCGGACCCAGACAGCAUACGCUGCGGAACUCACAGCUUACCUUGUUGGCACAUGACGGCAGUCGCAGAUGAAGUUUACAUUCUCACUGUGGCUAGCACUUAAAACAAAAACAGUAAACACCAAAACACAAUAAAAUGUUCUUAAAACGGACACUGUUGCGCAAUGAAAACUUGCCUUAUAAGUUGUAAAAAUAAAAUUUGUACCGGUAUUUGUUUGUUACACGACGCGCACACACAGCUGAGGCCAGCUGCUCUGGGUAGAGCGGGCCUUGAGCGAACAUUACCGAAGUAGUCUCACGAAGAAACGUGAACCCUUCCCCCCCCCCCCCCCCCCCCGCCCUGCCUCAUCAACCAGCCCGGUUUUCACGUUACCAUGACAACCGGGUGACACACUAUGGUGAUCGGAUCGCAUUGGCACACGAGAUAAAAUCACCAGAUAGCAAAAAUUAUUACAUUACGCCAAGCAACAUAACAGCAGGGUAAGCACUGCUUACCUAGCGUCUAUUGAAUACACGCCACUGUAUGACAAUAACUUUACAUAUAUACAAAAAUAUCAAUACUAAUUACUGCAGAAACUGAUUAGGCCUACAACAAUCUUGUAUUUAAACUCUUUCUCUCCCUUAGACCAGGGGCCCGUUUUUUGAACGUACUUUUCAGCUUUUUACUCCAUACUUUACACUUUUCAGGUAAUUUACUGUUUUAUGAAAUAGGAGUUGUGAAAAGUAAAAGUAAAUACUUGAAAAGUGAAGAGUGCAAAGUGACAAGUUGGCACCAUUGCAAAUAUUUUGAAAAGUUGUUCACUAUUCACUUUUCAGUUUCACAGAAAUAAGAAACGUGAAAAGGUGGUUUGUUUUUUGAAAUUUUUGUAAGACUUGUCAAUUUGUUCUGUUCAAAUUGACAUUUUGAAAAGUUAAGUACAGAAAGUUAUGUUACGUAAGGGUUUUAUUUGUUGUUGUAUUUGUGUGUUUAGGUUAUGGCAAAUAAAGUUAAAAUGCUUUCUCUAAAGAAACAAGAAACCGCUGCCAUGAAAAUGGCAGUUCUUGAUGUAAUAAGUGAAGAAAAGCACAUUUUAUUUGCGAAGUUGGAUCCACUUAUAACACAACGGAUGAAAAUAAAAUCGUGGCAAAGAGUACUAAGCCGUGCUAAGUCUGUUGGGAUGGUGAGUGACAACAGAGACUGGGAAUUCAUGAGAGAUAAGAAGUUUGGAGUAUGGAAGUCACAAACUCUGGUGCGUAGCCAUUUUUAUAUUGCUAAGAAAUGUCUUGGUCCAGUUUUUUAAUUAUUAUUUUUUAUAUUUUUUGCUUGCAGAGUAAGAAGGACAAUGCACACACCACAGGUUCUGCUGGAGGAAGAGGGAAUGUGCUAGAUGCAGUUGAUCUGAAGAUUCUUGAGAUCAUCGGAAAAGACAGCCCCAUUGUAGAUGGACUUGGGCUUCCAGAAGGUGGUGGUGAUUAUAAGGCAUCUGCAAUGCCACAUUCACUUGUUCAAGAUGAGCUAAAUAUGCCAAUAGGCCUAGUAAAUGAUACCGACAUGAGUUUCCACAAAGAUAGAAGUGAAAACGAAGAUCAACCAAGCCAUUCUGGUGGAGUGUAUAAAUACUCAAACAUUCAUCUUGGGAAGAAAUGUAGUGGCCGGAUCAACAAACAAAAGUACCAUCAGGGCACAGGUGGUAAAGUUUCAAAAAUGCCAACACUUUCUGAGAAAGAAAUGUUGACAGUCGAGUUAUUAAAAGUAUAAAUUCAUUUACGGAAGUUGCAGGCUUUGAAACUUGAAAGGGAACUUGGGUUGUCUGCCUCAGCCAUCACGCAGAACAACUGGAAGUAAAAAAUGAUAAUGGAGAAAAAAUUCAAAAUGUAAGUGGCACUGAACGCUUACAGGACAUUACUCCAGAAUGUAUGUCUGUUGACAUUAGUUGACAUCGUCCGGGCCUGCAGCCCCUGUUAAGUCCGAUAUGCCACCGCCCAAUCACCACCCACCCUCCAUUCAAACCUCCCGCCUACCCGUAGGUACGUGUGCGUGCGUGUGUGUUCGCCCGGCAAGAGGGCGCUGUCGAGUCAGUGCACCGUACCCCUAAAACAUAAUUAAAUAUAAUUGUGUUAUUUGUUUUUAUGUUCCCUAUGUGCAACGUGACGGCAGAUUGGCCGGGAGGGUUUUAUACUUUUAUGUACUUUUAAUUAAAAUAAGGUAACAAAAUAUAAUAGCGUUUCCGGGCAUUCCCGAGGAAACCCGGAGCCAGACAAUAAUUAAAUUUAAAUCUUAAUAAUUAUAAUUUGUACAAUCCUUUCUCUUUAUUAAAAAAAAUGUCACAUAAUUUUUAAAUCAUUCUUGUCAUGUUAAUUUAGUUUCCCGUGGCACGAAUUCACAAAUAUCUUUAACGGCAAUUGUUUCGGCGGGAGGACGCCAUGUUAGUCGAGCCGAGCCAUGAUCUCACCCCAGUCCGCCACCAACGACCGAGAGUAGACGCGCCAGCACUCCGGGGACCUCACCGCUUGUUUCACCGCCAAGUAAUUCUGUUUCAAUUUAAUUCCGUCUAAAUCGUUUUCUUUUCGUCCUCCGAGCUCCUCUCGGUCAGGGGACUGCAUAACUAAUUGUCUUACGACCAGCAAUGGUCUUUUCUCUUUUGUACUACGUGAUGUGAGAUUUGACCACGUGGGGGUCUUCACACCUAAACAGAUUUGUGCCGCGGGCGUUUUAAACAGUUUCAAUUGUGUACGUGUGUAAGUUGCAUUCGCCGAAUAAAUCAGGUGUGUAAAUCAAAUGUAUUAUUUUCUUAUUUAAAUCUGUUUGACCACGUGGAGUGUGACGGCGUGUGGGACGCCUGAGAGCCCACUGCGUAGAUAAUAGCGUGCCCGACGCUGAGAGCGGGCAGGAAUUAGUGCUAGGUGUUUUCAGGGGGGAAUUAAAAUCACGCCUCACAUGGGCGACGUCACGACCCUGGGAAAGAGUCUCACAUCGGUCCGUGCACGUGGCACGGUGGCGCCCAUAAAAACAGAGCACGCAUUAAAAUUCAGUCAGUAAAUAUCAGAGACUACAGCUCCCAUAUCAUUGUGAAGCCACAGCUGUUUCAGGUGAGGGGGAAACACCCCGACAGUAAACUGUGGGAAUUAUGUUUUCAAUGUGGACAAUGAUGGUAACUUGUUUCAGUGCAUUUAUCAACCAGUAUCGGAAGACGGAAAGGAGAAAUAAUUGCAGUUUUGCGAAUGAAUAAUGAAAAUAAACGUAAAGAUUGUUGAAGAAACAUGUAAAAAUCAUUCUGUCAGUUAAUUUAUGAUACUUUCUUUUUAUUAUUUUUUGAAAUGUUUUCAUUAAUAAAUCAAAAAUUUCCAAAAUAAGUUUGCAUAUUAAUUUUAAUUGAGUUUAUUGUUAAUUCACUGGUUUAUCAAUAUUACAUAGAAACAAACAUAAUUAUGUAUAGGCCUACUUUAAAAAAGAUAUAAGCAAAACAUUUAUUAUUUUACAGUAAAGGUUUGAUACAAAAUGGUGAAUUAAGUACAUAAUAUGCCUCGGAGUGUAAAAUAACAUUAUGUGAAUAAGAGGCUUAGCAAUUUGUUUUUUAAUUGUUGUACUUAAAAAAAAAAACUUUACACCCACCUCUAAAUUAUCAAUUGUUAGAUUUUAAGUUUGCUUGUGCGAUGAAGAAUGCAAAAAUGAUAUUCUACGAUAUAAGGUGUAUGUAACUUUAUUUUUAGGGACAUCCUGCAAACUUUUAUGUUGAUGAGCUGACAUUUUUUAGCCGAAGACCUACAAUUUAGCUGUUUACAAAAUACUUAUUUCACCAUAAACUGCACAGAAAAUAAAAUGUGCAAUUUUUAGUAGUAAAAAAAAAAAACACUUUCAAACUUGUAUUUGUUUAU
This is a messenger RNA of Bacillus rossius redtenbacheri, 7434 nucleotides long. RefSeq lists its product as uncharacterized. NCBI's taxonomy places the organism in Eukaryota, Metazoa, Arthropoda, Insecta, Phasmatodea, Bacillidae. The record is from RefSeq and is a predicted model, not a curated record. The coding region runs from base 1453 to 2301 and encodes 282 amino acids. Gene Ontology annotation, molecular function: protein kinase binding. Gene Ontology annotation, biological process: positive regulation of autophagy of mitochondrion. The transcript has 3 exons.